Messenger RNA from Penaeus vannamei (Pacific white shrimp), 4236 nucleotides. NCBI's taxonomy places the organism in Eukaryota, Metazoa, Arthropoda, Malacostraca, Decapoda, Penaeidae. The record is from RefSeq and is a predicted model, not a curated record.
GGAGGAGACUGUGCCCGUGGAAGUCAACAGAAGAAGAGAGAAGAAAUGGCUCGAAAUGUUCAGUAAUUGGGACACGCACAUGCUCAAGCGAUACAAGAAAGUCAGAGACCGGUGUCGCAAAGGAAUACCCUCUGCUCUGCGGGCCAGGGCGUGGCAGCACCUUUGUGGGGCACACAAACAAUUGCAGCGUAAUCCGGGCGUGUUCGACCAGCUGGCGGAGGCACCGGCAGAUCCUCGGUUAGAGGAUGACAUCAGAAAAGAUCUUCACCGUCAGUUUCCUCUGCACGAGAUGUUCCUCCAGAAAGGGGGCCAUGGACAAGAAGAUUUGUUCAGAGUCCUGAAGGUUCAUGCACAAGUCUCGCCUGAUGAAUACUGUCAGGCGCAUGCCCCUAUUGCCGCUGUGCUCCUUAUGCAGAUGCCUGCGGAACCAGCCUUCUGGUGCUUGAAAGCUAUCUGCGACAAAUAUGUUCCUGGUUAUUAUGCUCGUGGUCUGGAAGCCAUUCAGGUUGAUGGUGAUAUCCUGUACAAACUCUUGAAGAAAGCUUCGCCCUCGGCCUAUAAACACCUCAAAAAACACAAAAUCGAGCCAGUACUCUACAUGACAGAGUGGUUCAUGUGCCUCUUUUCACGAACGUUACCCUGGGCAUCUGUCCUGCGAGUGUGGGACAUGAUAUUUUGCGAGGGUGUCAAGGUGUUGUUCAGAGUUGGUUUGGUGCUGCUGAAGUACGGACUGAGACCGCAGGUACUCAAGCGCUGCCCCGGGAUGUAUGAGACACUCCAGGCUUUGCGCAACAUUGAGCAUGGUGUUAUGGCGGAAGGUUUCCUCUUAUUCCAGAUGCAAAGGUUGGACCUGAGUGAAGAUGACCUACAGAAGGAACACCAGCGCCAAGUGCAAAAGCGAAGACAGGCCAAAGACGCUGCAACAAAUGGCAGAUAGAAUGCUGCAGAAAGGCUGCCAAGGCCCAGCCCGUUGAGCACUGAGUUCCGCAGUGAACUGAGCUAGCUCACCGACAUGACAAAGUGUGAUGCCAUACAAGAUUCCAUAAUCUGUUUUACAUACCCGAAAUAAACCUACAUCCUUCUUGCGCCAUUUCCAGAUGUGAAGUCUGCAUGUCAGGUUUACUGCUGUGCUCAUAUGAUGCAUAUGAAUGAUGUGUAAUGUACACCAUGCACUAAUAUUCAUUUGUUGCCUAUGUUAGUUCCAUUAGGCUGGAGAUAGUCAGCUUACUAGACAAAUAAGACUGUGGGUGCCAGCAUCUGGAUGAAAGUUUGGAAUCCUGUCCGGAGAUUUAUAUUUUUCCUCAUAUAAUUCAGGUAACUGGAGAUGAAAGGUGAUUAGCACUGUAAGGAGAUGCCGAGGCGACUUUAAGGAGAGGUGGCCGAAGCAGAUGUUUAAUUGGGAAAUGGAAUGUGUGUAUAAUGUAAUUUGAAAUGAGACGGAUUCCCUUGUUACGAUGCUGAUAUGUAUAAAUCUUGCCUUGUGUGUAUUGAUGAGAGAUCUUCCAAGUGAAGCGAGUGUGUUGCUCCGUUCAAGUUGCAAACUAUCUGAUGAAGUCAUCUUUUGUUAUCUAUUUUUCUGAAAAAGAAUGAAAUCAAACAGAAGAAAGAUCACUUCCAGAAACACUCCUAGGUUUAGUACAAGUUUACCCCUCUCUCUCCACAAAAGAAAGGAAGGGAAAAGAAGGAAAGGAAUGACAAUUUUUAUGGUGUUGAUACACCUUUCAUGAAGUAGUGAUUGUUAAUAGUUAUUUAGAGAAAUAUUUUGGUAUAUUCUUCCUUCUGGCGAUGGUUUGAUAGCAUGCAUGGAGCAGAAAAUUUAGUAGAGAAACUGCCUCAUGUUGGAGCAUAUGUGGCCCUCAGUUUCUUGGGAACAGAUGUGUCAUUAGCAAGAAUUAUAUUAGAUGAUGUUCUUUGUAAUAAGGAAUUUUGCAUAUCAUCUAUUCAGUAUUUCAUUUGUACAAAUGGCCAAAGGAGUUGAAAAAAAAUUUAGUUAGAAAGUUUGUUUCUCCCUUUUUCAAAACUUCCCAAAGCAAAUGUAAAAGGACUUGUGCCUGUACAGGUGUGCCGUAAAAACCUGGUUCUCCGGCAGUAGUGUAGCAUGUGGGAGACGCAGACGGGAUCGGCAGUUGUGUGUGUGUUUUGGGUGUGAUCAGUGUGUGCCGCAGGUACAGCUGGGGAUAAGAUUUGAUAAAGUUGUAGUUGUGUUUCCUUUGGUGAAUGGCCAUGGAACUGACCAGUGCCUCUUGCAUGUAAGAAUGAUAUAUUUAGAUGAGAUAAAUAUAUAUAUAUAUUUUGUGUCAUGUGUAUAAAAUGUACAGACAGAUGUUUAAAAGCUUGCACAUUAAUAUUAGAUAUUAAUUUAUAUUGAUAAAUUGAAAUGCCAAAAAAAAAAAAAAAUCCUAUAUUAACCUAAUUGUAAGCUAUCACCUUAAUGGUAAAAGGAGAUAUAAAAGUCUUCAGUUGAACUAAACAAGCCCUAAUAUUGAGAAAAAAACAUUGUAUAUCAGAUUAUUCAGAUUGGAAAAUGAUUGUACACUUCUGAUUAGUUUUAUGUAAUAGAGUAUUGUCAUAAUUUCCUGUAGGGUUAUGAAUCUCUCGUAUUUAUUUGAAGACAAUUGUUUUCUGUUGUUAUUCCACUUAAUUGAAAUGGAUUAUUGGACAAUAAUUUAAUAAAGAUAAGAGAAAAUAACUGAUGUGGAUGGGACCCAUGAAGCGGAGAUUAUAAGUGUAACAGACUAACCAAGCAAAAUAAAAUCUUUUGGAAAAGUAGAUAAGUAAAUAAGAUACCUAAUGAAAGGAUGUGGCCACAAUUUUUUAAAAUUUUUAUUGCAAUAUCAUUUCAGUUUCCUAUAUAUUUGUGGAAUAAGAAAAUAGAAAUUAACAUAUUUAGUUUGCUCACUUCCACUGUUUUCUUUCUUUCUGAAAAUUGAAAGUCGUGUAAAUAUUCAGUUUGGAAAAUAGAUUUCAUAGAUAACACUAUGCCUUUAGCCAAAAUAAGAAAUACUUGAAGUGCUUAAACAUAACAGAGAAGAAAGAGAAAUUAGAUGAACACAAGUUGCAAACUGUGCAUGUCCACUUCCUUCUUUAUUUUUGAAUUAACACACUGGACAUCCCCCCAAAAAUACAUAACCUCUUUUUUUUUUUAAGUUGUAUACAUGUAAUGUUAGAGAGUAGAGCAGUGCAUACAUACAUGCAAAAAAUCUCUCCCAAAUUUUCACUUACUUGUCCCACACACACUACACCCAUACUCCCACAUUCCGCAUUGCCCUGGCUUCCCUUAUCGAUGUACUACAUGCAAAUAUACAAAGCAUGGACUUUCGUCUUGCACACACGCAAAUGAAUAAAUUUACUAUUUUUUCCCCAUUUAUUUUAGUUAAUUCUGUUUUUUUAAAGGAAGCAAAUGGGACCAUUUUAUCAAACCUUUUUUAUAUUUAUACUUAUCCUCCUAUAAUGGAUAAGGCUCCUUUUCCUAUUUUGAAAUUUUAAUUGAAUUUUAAACCAUUCACAAUUUCCAUUCCAUACCCAUCAUAUCCCCCCAGUAUUAGGUGGCAAGAUUUUAAAGACCUUUCAAUUAUGUUGGUGAGUAUCAGACCAAUGAUAAAAUGUUGAUGGAUAGUUUAGGCAACCAUUGGUCAAUAGACACACUUCACGUCCAUUAGAAGUCUCCUUUGGUUCAAAGAAAAUGUCCGUAUUGGUAAGAAGUACUUUUUUUCUUCAAAUAAUAAUCUUAUUUUACAGAUAGAUGCAAGAUUGAAGAAUUUGCUAUAUUACCUCUGUAUUCUGAAGUGAUGAUCAGCUGAAGCAUUGUACCAUAAGAGUGAUGAAAAGUUUGCAGUUGGAAGGAUUAUAAAUGGAACAAAUGUCCUUGCAGGUAGCUUGAUGUUACAGCAAUUGAUUUUAAGUAUUUAAGGGGUCCCCUGUUUUAUGAUUCCCCGAUAGAUGGUAUUUAAUUUGCUAUUACGGGUUUCUCAAGUCAAAGAAUCCCUUGUUAACUGAACUUGAGAUGACUUGUAGCCAUUUCAGUUGCUGUAACUUAGAUCAAAGACGAGUGUAUAAUCCAGCUUUUGCUAUUUAAUGGAAAAUAAACAUAUUUUUGUUGCACAUAUCUGACUGCAAAUCAAGUCUUACCAGUAUUAAACACACGAUCUUGAAAUGUCACUCAAUUGUAAUUUGUCUUAUUUUGGAAGAAGGAAAAAAAUUAAUCAAAGUUGAAAUCAAUAAAGAGCUUUCAUAUGA